AUGCAAUUCACAUAUUCUACAUGGUAUCAGUUUCUGGGUUCUAAUCCUAGCCUUCCGCCGCCGCGCGCCUCCUUCGCGCCGCCGCCACCGUUCGCGCGCUCCCCCGCGUCGGCCGCUGCUUCUCCGUGCCGCUCGCAAACCUGCCGCCUGCGUCCAGAUCUUCUGCACGAUCUCCUGCUGCCGCUGUCCUCGCCUCCGCUGCCGCUGCGAUCGGUUUGUGGCCGCCCUGCCGUGCCGCGCGCUUCCCCAGCCUGCACGCCGCCAGCCCGCUUCGCCUCCCAGCCGCGUGCCCGCACGUCGGCCGCCCGCUUCGCCUCCCGGCCGCGUGCCCGCUUCGCCUGCUUCUCCCGGUCCCGCCAACAGCCGCUCGCUAGCCGCCGCCUGCCCGCUUCGCCAAAUCCGAUCGCUAGCCGCGCCCGAUUCCAUGCAGUACAUGCAACGGAGCAGCUAGGACCUAGCCGGCGUCGCACCAAUCAACCACAUCAGCACAGCCGCACGGAAAACUCCUCCGCACGGGUGCGUGAUCCCACACGAGCGGCCGCCUCCUUAGGCCCCGAUGGCGUUCGACCCAUCCGCCGCCGCCUCUGCCGUCCCGUCGACGGCGCCCUCUGGCGCGGCUCUGCAGCCGACGUACUACGGCGCGGCCUCGCCACCGCCAGCAUCUCCGGUCAGUCCCGCUACGGGCUCUCUGGCGCGGCUCCGCAACCGCCGGCGCUCUCCGGCCAGUUCCGCUAUGGGCCCUCUGGCGCGGCUCCGCUGCCGGCGUCCUGCGGCGCGGCCCUGUUACUGUCGGCGCUCUCCGGCCAGUCCGUCGUCGCCCCGCCGCCGGCGCCGCCUCUGCCCGUCGACCCCUUGCUGUUGUGCGGGGCGUUCGACGCGCCCGUUUCCACGUACGGGAAUCAUACGUACGGGGCUCCGUCCGUGUACGUGUUUCUCGGGUACUGGUUGGGGUUAUCAGCGGGCCAGCAGGGUUUUUCGGCGGGCCAUCCGGCCUACCUGGCACCGCAGUCGCAGCCGGGGCUGCCACCCAUUCCGUAUGGAGAGUAUCCACCGCCGCAACCGAGCGGCGGCUACGGCCUCCCCAUGGCGUCUCCGUCCCCCUCGCCGGCCUUACCGUCGGCGCCCUGGGACCCGGUGCUCCUCCCCGCACUGCAUGCCGCUCCUACGCCGAAUAACUACACUGGAGGUGAUUGGUACAUGGACACCGGGGCUACGGCUCACAUGUUUGCUCAUCCUGGUAACUUUGCCUUCUUCACUCCUGUCUCCACCGACCGCCGCAUCAUUGUCGGCGACGGUUCCACACUUCCUAUCACACACAUUGGGCACACUUCUUUUCCUUCUAGUUCUACUCCAUUAUCUUUGUCUAACAUACUUGUGUCACCUCAUCUUAUUAAGAAUCUCAUUUCUGUUCGUUGUUUCACUUGUGAAAAUCCUGUUACCGUUGAAUUUGACGAGCUUGGUGUUUGUGUCAAAGACGCUCGAACCCGGAUGUUUGGGCGUCCCAUCCUUGCGCUUCAGACGGACAAUGGAAAAGAGUUCGACAACCUUGCUUUCCGCACCUUUUUGUCGCAUCACGGUACAGUUUUCCGCCUCACAUGCCUGUACCCCGACUGUUCCUCCCGCCACCGGUGA
Aegilops tauschii subsp. strangulata is the source of this 1632-nucleotide messenger RNA. The record is from RefSeq and is a predicted model, not a curated record. Lineage: Eukaryota; Viridiplantae; Streptophyta; Magnoliopsida; Poales; Poaceae.